Melitaea cinxia (Glanville fritillary) is the source of this 1140-nucleotide messenger RNA. Its product is annotated as probable phytanoyl-CoA dioxygenase. The record is from RefSeq and is a predicted model, not a curated record. The transcript has 8 exons. Gene Ontology annotation, biological process: fatty acid alpha-oxidation. Lineage: Eukaryota; Metazoa; Arthropoda; Insecta; Lepidoptera; Nymphalidae. Gene Ontology annotation, molecular function: phytanoyl-CoA dioxygenase activity. Bases 180 to 1055 code for a protein of 291 amino acids.
ACACUGGUCACAAAUCACAAUUAGUGGAAACAGCAUAACAUCUAAAGCUAAACUCUGUUUACUAAUUUACUUAUAUUUUUAAACAAUAAAUUACUGUUAAGUAUAUGAUAUUUUAUUCAAAACAUUAACUUAUUAAUUCCUAGUUUUAGUGACUAAGCAGACUGUAUUACAACAUAAACAUGAUGACAGAACUCCAAAAUACCUAUUUGGUGUCCGACGAGCAGCGUCAGUUUUAUGAUGAAAAUGGCUAUUUGGUUAUUAAAGGUCUUCUGGAUUUUGCCAGCUUAUACAAUUAUAAACAGAGAUUUCUACAGUUUUGCAAGGGAACUGUUGAAAGAGGGAACAUAACUAUCGUUAAGGAAGUAUCUCUUAGAGACAAGGGAGUUACUGGUGAGAACUUGAUCAAUAAGCUUCAUGAGAUCCACUUCGACGAUGUCUUUAUGACCUACACGGAGCACCCUCGCAUCCUAUCCGUAGUGUCACAGUUUAUCGGCAGUGACAUCAGGGUCAUGAAUAGCAUGUUUAUUAACAAGCCUCCUGGCAGCGUUAGCCAUCCACCCCACCAGGAUUUAUACUACUUUCCGUUCCGUCCAGUGGAAAAGAUUAUUGCAGCUUGGACUGCGGUAGAUGACGUCACAGUAGAAAAUGGCUGCCUAUACGUUAUACCGAAGUCGCACAAACAAGGCAUUCUCUACCCUCAUGCGUCCUUAACCGGUGCUAGUCGUCUGUACCACGGUAUCAAACACUCAGUACCAUCGACGCCAGGAUCGGAUCAGGACCGUCGAGUGGACCUGGAGAUGAGUCCGGGAGACACGGUGUUCUUUCACCCUCUACUGAUCCAUGGGUCCGGAGCUAAUGUCAGUGGGCGUCACCGCAAGAGUGUAACAGCCCACUAUGCAAGUGAACAUUGCGAGUAUAUCAACCCUCGUGGCACUGUACAGGAAGAUAUCGCUGUAGAGAUAGAGACCGAGGCCGAGAGACGAGGGUUCAGGGUUAGCUUCGAGGACACCUGGAAAAUGAAAAGCAAACCAAUAACGAUGCAGUCCAAACUGUAAUCAAUCUUAAAGCUGAAAUAUCAAUUGUAGGAAUUGUUGUAAAAUGUAUAAACAGGAAUAAGAAAAAAGGGAGGUAGGCCUGGUG